Neoarius graeffei (lesser salmon catfish) is the source of this 1850-nucleotide messenger RNA. RefSeq names its product insulin-like growth factor 2 mRNA binding protein 1 (gene igf2bp1). Gene Ontology annotation, molecular function: mRNA 3'-UTR binding. The coding region runs from base 1 to 1794 and encodes 597 amino acids. The record is from RefSeq and is a predicted model, not a curated record. Gene Ontology annotation, cellular component: cytosol; nucleus; cytoplasm. NCBI's taxonomy places the organism in Eukaryota, Metazoa, Chordata, Actinopteri, Siluriformes, Ariidae. The transcript has 15 exons. Gene Ontology annotation, biological process: nervous system development; regulation of gene expression.
AUGAACAAGCUAUAUAUUGGAAAUCUGAAUGAAAAUGUGACCGUAGAGGACUUGGUUAAAACCUUUGAAGACUACAAGAUUCCUUACUCUGGGCAGUUUCUAGUAAAAACGGGAUACGCGUUUGUUGAUUGCCCGGACGACCAAUGGGCUAUGAAAGCAAUUGAAACAUUUUCUGGUAAAGUGGAACUUCACGGCAAAAGAAUUGAAGUAGAACAUUCUGUCCCUAAGAAACAAAGGACCAGGAAACUCCAGAUUAGAAACAUUCCACCGCAUUUACAAUGGGAGGUGCUUGAUGGUCUGCUUGCACAGUAUGGAACCGUUGAGAACUGUGAACAAGUUAAUACAGAAAGUGAGACAGCUGUGGUGAAUGUUACUUAUGCGACUCGGGAGCAAGCCAGACAAGCGAUCCAAAAGCUGAAUGGCUACCAGUUUGAGAACAACACUUUGCGCGUGUCUUACAUACCUGACGAGAGCUUGGACGUUGACUCCCAGCGUAGCCCUGACAACGGUCGCCGUUCUGGAUACGGUGCUCGUGUCAACUCCAGGCAGGGUGCCCCUGGCACAGGGAUGCCUUCUAAGCAUCAGCACACUGAUAUCCCUCUCCGUUUGCUUGUACCAACCCAGUAUGUGGGUGCCAUCAUUGGCAAAGAAGGUGCCACUAUCCGCAACAUCACCAAGCAGACUCAAAGCAAGAUUGACGUCCACCGUAAAGAGAACGCCGGGGCCGCAGAAAAGCCCAUCAGCAUCCACUCGACUCCUGAGGGCUGCUCGGCAGCCUGCCGUAUGAUCCUUGACAUCAUGCACCAGGAAGCCAAAGACACCAAAACUGCUGAUGAGGUGCCUCUGAAGAUACUUGCCCACAACAACUUUGUAGGUCGUCUGAUCGGCAAAGAGGGGCGUAAUUUGAAGAAAGUGGAACAAGACACUGACACUAAGAUCACUAUCUCACCGCUGCAGGAUCUGACCCUGUAUAACCCUGAGAGGACCAUCACAGUGAAAGGUGCCAUUGAGGCCUGCUGCUUGGCUGAGCAGGAAAUCAUGAAAAAAGUGCGGGAGGCCUAUGAUAAUGACAUCGCUGCCAUGAAUCAACAGACACACCUUAUCCCUGGACUGAACCUUGGAGCGCUUGGCCUUUUCCCUCCAUCCUCUUCCAUGCCUCCUCCUCCUCCUGGAAACCCUGGGGUUUGUCCCCCAUAUGGUUCAUUUGGGGCUCCUGAGCAGGAGACAGUUCAUGUGUAUAUCCCAGCACAAGCAGUGGGAGCCAUCAUCGGCAAGAAGGGCCAGCACAUUAAGCAGCUGAGCCGCUUUGCUGGAGCCUCCAUUAAGAUUGCACCAGCAGAGACACCUGAUUCAAAGAUGCGCAUGGUCAUUGUUACUGGUCCACCUGAGGCCCAGUUUAAGGCUCAGGGAAGAAUAUAUGGCAAGCUGAAAGAGGAGAACUUCUUUGGGCCAAAGGAAGAGGUGAAGCUGGAGACGCACAUCAAAGUAGCAGCAGCAGCUGCUGGCAGAGUUAUUGGAAAGGGUGGAAAGACGGUGAAUGAGCUACAGAACCUAACUGCAGCUGAGGUGGUGGUUCCUAGAGAGCAGACUCCUGAUGAGCAGGACCAGGUUAUUGUCAAAAUCAUCGGCCACUUUUAUGCAAGUCAGCUGGCCCAGAGGAAGAUCAGAGACAUUUUGACACAAGUUAAGCAGCAACAGAAAGGUGGCAUGGGAGGCCCUCCAGCAUCUCACCCACAGAACCUGUCAGAGCUUGGGCCCCACCAGGGAAUGACCCAGGAGCCUAGGAGGAAGUAACAGGCUCCAGCCCAAAACUGGAUGGACAGACGGAUGGACAGACAGAGGAGAAACAG